UUAAAUUUUUUUCAUCUUAAGCGCUAAAAGUUGUAAUCAUUUGGGAGGUACGCGGAGAAAUUUUUUAAGAAACAGAAUAACGUAAACACGAAAAUGGUUAUUUGCAAGUUCAAGCCGUUUUUUGUUAUUUUACGUUAACCUAAGGACUAGUAAUCUGUUCUAAAAAUUAAAAUUCAUCUACAAGAGAUGUUUGAAAUUUUUUCUAUUAUCAGUGGUUUAAUAAUAAUUUUAAUAACAGCAAUAUUUUUAAUCUACAAUUCUAAAAAGAAGCAAGUAGUUCACGAUAAAAGUAGUGCCUUAUUUAAGAAUCUUUCGAAAGAAGAGCUUUUAAAAGCAAGGUUGGAUUUUUACAGUAGAUCUCCAGUUUUAAAUUACAAAAAUGAAAAAGGUUUGGAAGAAGAAUCUACUUCAAAUUCACCUGCAAUGAAUGUUAGGGAAAAUAUUAAUAAUAGAGAUCUUCAAACAUUAAAUAAAGAAGAAAAGAAUGUAGAAAAAAAUGAUGAAAAAAAGCAAGUAGUUUAUACAAAAAGUAGUAGUUCAUUAAAAAAUCCUUUGAAAGAGGAACUUUCAAAGACUAGUUCGGAAUUUCAUAGUAGAUCCUUGGUUUUCAGCAACGAAAACGAAGAAAGUUUAAAAGAAAAAUCUUCCUCAUAUUCACCUACAAAUGUUGAAGAAAAUGGUAAUAAUGAACCUCAUCAAAAAUUAAACAAAAAAGAAAGGAGUGUAGAAAAAAAUGAUAAUAACAAACAACAAAAUGUUGAUAACAAUUUAAAAAAACUAAAGGAAUUUUCUAAAAAAAGUCAGCAAAGUAACGAAAUAAGUCUUAGAGAUAGUGCAAAGAAAAGUAACAUCAACGAGGUGAUAUUAAAAUCGUUUUCGUCUUAUUCUGAGUUGCCAUUACCAACUAUCCAACCAAUCAAAUCAAUUGAAGAAAUGCUUGCUUGGAUUCCAGGCUAUGAUGACUUUUGCAGAAGUAUUGCUCCUCGCAAAAAGUUUUCUAGAAAAGGAAGUUAUGCAAAGACUCUUGUUUGUCAUGACAUGAAAGGUGGAUACAUUGAAGAUAGAUUUAUUCAAGGUUUUGGUUCUGACAAAUGCUAUCGGUUUCAAGAUUGGAAUUAUAUCGAUUCAUUUUGUUACUUCAGUCAUAAUCUUGUUACCAUUCCUCCUCCUUGCUGGACAAAUGCAGCUCACAUUCAUGGUGUGAAAUCACUAGGAACAUUUAUUACUGAAUGGCAAGAUGGAGCAAGAGCCUGUGCAAGUAUUUUUUCAGAUAUCAGCUCAGUGAAGCGUUUUGCAAAAAUUUUGGUUGAAAUAGCUUGUUAUUAUAAUUUUGAUGGUUGGUUAAUUAAUAUUGAAAAUGAUAUUAUACCCUCACAAGUUGAAAAUCUAAAGAAAUUUAUUCAAAUUCUUACGAAACAUUUGCAUGACAGAAUACCAGACUCUGAAGUUAUAUGGUAUGACAGUGUGCUUUCUACAGGUCAACUCAAAUGGCAGAACAAACUGUGCUCAGAAAACAAAGUAUUUUUUGACCUUUGUGAUGGCAUAUUUCUAAAUUAUAAUUGGUCUAUCUAUGAUCUUCAGCAUUCUUUGUUUACAUCUGGUGAAGCAAGAAAGUUAGAUGUUUAUGUUGGUGUGGAUGUAUUUGGUCGAGGAUGCUUUGGAGGAGGUGGUUGGAACAGUUGUAAAGCAAUGCAAGUUAUUAGAGAAAAGAAAUUAUCAGCUGCCAUUUUUGCUCCUGGUUGGGUGAUGGAAAACCAUGGUGAAGAAGAAUUUACAAAAAAUAACAAAAAAUUUUGGGAAUUGUUAGCUGCGUACCUCUACCCACAUUUUCUUAGUGAACUUCCUUUUGUUACCUCAUUUUGUCAGGGUUAUGGAGCAAAGGUGUUUGUACAAGGAAAGAUGUUGCAAAAUAAACCUUGGACAAAUCUAAGUGCACAAAGCUUUCAGCCAACAUUUUCUAACAAUCUGUACCAACUAGGUCCUAAAGAAGGCAUGCAAGUUGAUUGCAUUGAAUUACAAACUGAAGAAGCUUAUAAUGGAGGUGGUUGUCUUUGCAUUAAAGGAUUAGCAAAGCCAUGUGAAGAACAAACUAGAACAGUAUUAAGAUUAUUUAAAACUGAUAUUAAACUUAUGGAGUCAACUAACUAUUCUGUAGAAUUUACAUAUAAAUGCUCAAGUGAUAGAGUUCAAUUGUUUUUGCUUGUAUUGUUAGAAGACAAUCCAUCAUACAUUGUGUUUAAUCCUAGUAAAGCUGAAAUACAGAAUUGUUCAGUUUCAUCAACAUAUGCUAUAACUAAUCUUCAAGACAGUCAAUAUGUGUUUCAAGAGCCUUUAAAUAACCAAACUCUGACAACUAAUGCGGAAGGUAUUUGGUUAACAAGAUCUUAUAGUUUUGUGGCACAAAAAAGUUGUUGCUUACAAGAAAUUCGAGUUAUUCUUGCAACUGGAGGAAUAGUUGAUGUUGAUGAGAAGCUGCCAUUUAAAGUCUUGCUAGGAGAAAUUAAGGUGUGCUUAUCUAACGAAUUACAUCGAUCGGUUUCAUCUGCUAAAAAUCUUCAAUGCCAUAACCUAAGUUCGAUAAGGUAUGAAUCAAAACAAAAGCUUUGUUUUACCCUUAGUUGGAAUAUUUCUCUCAGCGAAAACGAGAUCUUUCCAAAAUGUUUUGAUAUCUUUUGUUCUGGAAAUAUCACUGAAUCGAAUGCUACGUUAGAUGAUAUAAACUUUGGUUGUUUUAUUGGCAGAUCUUACAACAAUUCAUACUGUGUAAAUGAAUUAAUUGUUCCACUUGUGUGUGGAGCAGGUAUUAUAAUUACAGUACAAGGUGUUAGCGAACUAAAUACUCGACAAAAUUAUGAUGAGUGUGCCCAAGUUUUAAUCAAAUGGCCAUGAAUGUAAUCAAUUGUGUGUUUUAAAUUUUUGUAGAAUGAAUAAAUUUUAAAUGUGUUGUUUAAUGA
This is a messenger RNA of Hydra vulgaris (swiftwater hydra), 2954 nucleotides long. Its product is annotated as cytosolic endo-beta-N-acetylglucosaminidase. Gene Ontology annotation, biological process: protein deglycosylation. The record is from RefSeq and is a predicted model, not a curated record. Gene Ontology annotation, molecular function: mannosyl-glycoprotein endo-beta-N-acetylglucosaminidase activity. Lineage: Eukaryota; Metazoa; Cnidaria; Hydrozoa; Anthoathecata; Hydridae. Gene Ontology annotation, cellular component: cytoplasm.